AUGAAAUAACCUGAAUAUAAAUGUACAGAAAAACUAUGGAAGCCUAUAGUUAGACCUCCAAGACAUAAUUACCGUUUAAAAGAUAUGGGCAAUGAAAUAUUUAUGGUUCAUGAUACUGUAGUUAAACGAGUAGACUUUGAAAUGAUAAAUAGUCGCGGACUAACUCUUCAGUGCAGGUAAUUUCAAUGAAAUUGCUUAGUUUAUUUGAGCCUGUUAGAAUUCAAGAUAAGAAUCAUUCCUGUAUGAUUUAUUUACAUGGGAACUCAAGUAGUAGAGUAGAAUCUCUAACAAUACUAGAAUAUUUACUUCCUUAAAACAUUUCAGUUUGUGGAAUUGAUUUGUCAGGUAAUCAAAUUAUUAAUUUUAGGUUCUGGUUAAUCUUAAGGAGAAUAUAUUUCAUUAGGAUUCUAUGAAUCAAGAGAUGUAAAUGAUCUCUAUAAUUAUUUACGUUCAAAUAAAGUAAGUUAACUUCAUUAUUAAAAGUUGCUUAGCCAUUUAUCACUUAAAUCGGUUUGUGGGGUAGAUCUAUGGGUUCAGUGACAGCUAUAAUAGCUGCUAGUUUGAAUUCUAAUUUCAAAAUGCUUGUUUGUGAUAGUCCCUUUUCAAAUUUGACUAAUUUAUGUUAGGAAUUGGCUUCUAAUACUUAUAACAUUCCAGGAUGCUGUUUCAAUUGCUUUUGGUGUUUCGUUAAAUCUAAAAUAAGAAAGGAGGCUAAAUUUAAUAUUGAUGAUCUUAAUAUCAUUCAAAUAAUACAAAGUUUUUAAAUAGAAUUAUUCUUUAGCCUUACCAACUGAUGUUGCUAUUGUAUUUCUAUCAGCUAAAGGUGAUACCCUCAUUAGAGAAAAACAUCCUAAAGCUUUAUCGGAAAAAUUUAGAGGAAUGAAGGAAUUCAUUUAGUUUGAAGGUACUCACAAUUCCAAAAGACCAAUUGAAGUUAUGAAAGAAACAGUCUAAUUUAUAGUUGCUUAAAUGGCAAAAUAUGAUUAGCAUACUAGUCAAAAAGAUAACAAAAUUUCAUUGAAUGGUAAAGAUUAGAUUCCAAUUACUGAUGUUGGAGUACCAUUACUAUAUUCUGAAAGACCUUACAUAUCUAAAACAGAAAAAUGA
Molecule: messenger RNA, 1107 nt
Organism: Paramecium primaurelia
Lineage: Eukaryota; Ciliophora; Oligohymenophorea; Peniculida; Parameciidae
Source: the annotation of a GenBank genome assembly